Messenger RNA from Octodon degus (degu), 3094 nucleotides. It is a transcript of the gene Tjap1, whose product is annotated as tight junction associated protein 1. The coding region runs from base 833 to 2512 and encodes 559 amino acids. Gene Ontology annotation, cellular component: trans-Golgi network. The transcript has 11 exons. The record is from RefSeq and is a predicted model, not a curated record. Gene Ontology annotation, biological process: Golgi organization. NCBI's taxonomy places the organism in Eukaryota, Metazoa, Chordata, Mammalia, Rodentia, Octodontidae.
UGUGAGACCCUUCCUCAGCUACUGGUCCCUGAGAUAUUGCUGCCACUCCUGCCUUGGGAACAGAUGAGUGGGGUUGGAAGGGACUUCACUUUGUCACUUUGCCAGAAGAGGAGGUAGGAUGCUGUCCCACUGCACUGCUCACCCAGGAGAGAAGUUGGAAUUGUAUGCCAUGUUCUCAGGUGGAGGGCUGAGGUGAACCUUGGCUGGGCUCUGUGGGCAACCUGGGGCAGAAGAGAGAAGCUUUUAAAUGGAGAGCUGGAGCACAGCACAAGGUGGCUGGCUGAGAUGUAGUUCUGGAGGUGGAGUAGAAAGGGUUGGGCUCCUAGUGCUUCCACGUUGGGAGCCUCAGGUGGACUUUGGCCAAGAGGAGCUGGAAGGACACCACAGCCAGUGAGGGCCAGGGCCUGCCUUGGACUCUGUACUGGCCAGAAAGUCAGGACCUCCUUGGAGCCUGGGGAGAGAAGCCGUGCGGAGACGCUAUACCAAGGCCUUCUGUCAUCUGGGCCAGGAGGCGGGGAGAGCAGGAGACAGUGGCUUGGUGUCUGUCUUUGAGCAGGUCACAGAGUUCAGACACUGCGUCCGGCAGUUAUGCUCAGAAGCAUGCUGCGUCCUGUGUGACCACACUGGUUGUGUUCUAGUGGCUGCUGAGGGGCUGUUGGAAGGGCUGGCAUUUAUCUUAAUUGUUUCUUUGUAUCCUGGCUCCCAAGGAUUGCCUGGCUGGAGGAAGUGGAGGGGCCGUGGGAUGCGGAGAGCAGAGGGCUGACUCCCACAGGGCAGUACAGAGCGAGCUGCCAGCGCCUAGACGCAGGUGGAGGAGCCCAUACCUCCCAGAAUGACCAGUGCAGCCCCUGUGAAGAAGCCCUACCGAAAGGCCCCACCAGAGCACCGGGAGUUGCGGCUGGAGGUUUCUGGAUCCCAGCUUGAGCAGGAGGAGCCCCUGACGGAUGCAGAGAGGAUGAAACUUUUGCAGCAGGAGAACGAAGAACUUCGCCGGCGCCUGAUCUCGGCUACCCGACGCACUGAAGCCCUGGAGCGGGAGCUGGAAAUCGGGCAAGAUUGCCUGGAGCUGGAGCUCGGCCAAAGCCGUGAGGAGCUGGACAAGUUUAAGGACAAGUUCCGCAGGCUGCAGAACAGCUACACGGCCUCCCAGCGGACCAACCAGGAGCUGGAGGACAAGCUGCACACAUUGGCCUCUCUUAGCCACAGCUGGAUCUUUGCAAUCCAGAAGGCAGAGAUGGACAGGAAGACACUGGACUGGGAGAUUGUGGAGCUGACCAACAAAUUGCUGGACGCCAGAAACACCAUUAACAGGCUAGAGGAGCUCAAUGAGCGCUACCGGCUGGACUGCAACCUGGCUGUGCAGCUUCUCAAGUGCAACAAGUCCCACUUCCGUAGCCACAAAUUCGCUGACCUGCCCUGUGAGCUGCAGGACAUGGUUCGGAAACAUCUGCAUAGCAGCUCUGAGGCUGCCAGCCUGGGUUCUGCUCCCAUCCCAGCCCCAGGGGCUGUGGUGCCCACCUCGGUCAUUGCCCGUGUGCUGGAGAAGCCAGAGUCCCUGCUGCUCAACUCUGCCCAGUCAGGCAACGCUGGGCUGCCCUUGGCUGAGGAUGUCUUUGUGCAUGUGGACAUGAGUGAGGGUACCCCAGGGGAUACGGCUAGUCCCUCAGCCCCUGGCAGUCCCACCCUCCAGCCCAAUGGUGAGUGCCACUCUCUGGGUACUGGAGGGGGCUCCCCAGAGGAGGAACAGUGUCUGCCAGCCUUUGAGAAGUUGAGCCCCUACCCUACCCCAUCUCUGCCCCACCCACUAUAUCCUGGCCGCAAGGUGAUAGAGUUCUCAGAGGAUAAAGUCCGCAUCCCUCGCAACAGCCCACUGCCCAAUUGCACCUAUGCCACACGUCAGGCCAUUUCCCUGAGCCUGGUAGAGGACAACAGUGAGCGGGCCCGCCCCAGUCCAGGGCCCAGCAGCCCUGCCUCGGCUCAGGCCUCCCCUCACCACCAGCCUGGCCCUGCUGCCCCCGAGCCCAGUAACCUCACCAGCUCCAUGAGCUCUGAAGAAGACCUUUUGGCCAGCUGGCAGCGGGCAUUUGUAGACCGCACUCCGCCGCCUGCCGCUGUGGUCCAGCGCACAGCCUUUGGGCGGGAUGCCCUCCCUGAGCUGCAGCGCCACUUUGCUCUUAGCCCUGCCGACCAAGAUGAGGUGAUUCUGGCACCUUCUGCCCCACCUGAUGAGAGUAGGUUCCUGCUGCCAGCAGAACCAAACCCGGACUCCUCCAGGGAAGAGGAGGAGGAGAUGUUGAACCUGCCUGUCAGCCCUGAGGAAGAGCGCCAGAGCCUGCUACAUGGGAACAGGGGUACAGAGGAGGGGCCUGGUGCUUUGCACAUUGAGGGCAGGGCCUGGCCACAGCCUGCCUCCAGCCGCCCCCAACGCAGCCCCAAAAGAAUGGGGGUGCACCACCUGCAUCGCAAGGACAGCCUAACCCAGGCCCAGGAGCAGGGCACCCUGCUCAGCUAGGCCACCUUCAAGGACAGCCUGGCCCUAGCCUGGGAGCAGGCAGCCUGCAGAGGCCUGGGCCUGGACUCUUCCCCCUGGCUUGCACAGCUUGGUUCUCUGUAUGAGGGACAGGCUAUUACGCCAGGCCUUCCAGUUUUAUUAACAAUGGCACCGGCUUGCCUCCUUCAUGACUUUGUCCUUGGCUUGGAGUAUUUUUUCUCCAGAGUAACAUGCAGGUGGCCUCAGGCCGAUCCGUCACCAGCCCAGGUCAGGCUGUGCUGGGUCAUGGAGGGGCUCAUCAGUGUUCACCCCAACCCCCCUUCAUGUUCCUGGCUUGGUGCACUGGGGCACUGCUGGGAUUAACCUCUGGUUUGUUUUCCUCUGCUACCCUCUGGGUGCCUGGCCCAGCUGCUCCAGGAUACAGAACUGAGACUCAGGGCUCCCCUUGCUGCUCCUCCCCCUCUGUGGGGGAGCAAGGGCUUCAGAGGCCUCAGGGCUGGGCUCUGGGUGAAGCUCAGCUCCUCCCAACCUUGGCUCUAGACUGUUACACCCAGCUUUGGGAAAUUUUCACAUUGAUGACUAUUUUAAAAUAAAACUAUUUUA